UUCCAUUUUGCAUUUCAACUUGACAGAACGAAAUACUUUUUAGGGAAAAUACAAUGUUGUUUAUUUGACUUUAAUCCAGUUUUUACAGCUUUUCUGUGAUUAAAAAUACAAACUUUUAUAGAUCAUAGAGCAGUUAUGACAUAAUGAUCGAACCGAAAUUCUAUCAUAGCUUCUGAUUGGCUGAAUUUGUGUAAGGUGAUCUCUAUCCCAAACUGCCAGGGUUAGUUAUUGAUUGGUGCUCCAAGGGAAAAUGGCGGCUCUCUCGGCAGUUUUAUAGGGAUCAAAUGUUGUCGGUAUUUUGGGUUUGAACGGCAGUGGAAUUCCCUUCAAAACAACACCAUGGCUAACAACUGGCAAAAUACACCCGUUUUAUCUCCAGGUGUUGACACUACAAAGAAAAUGGAUUCAUCCCUUGCUAAUGGAGAGCUUUCACUUGAUUUUAUGGGAAUCCCUCAACAAAUAUUGUUAGAAAUGGAGAAAUAUUUAAUGCCCCACCUUACAGAUGAAAUGCUUUCUGUUUUGCCUGGGGCCACUAAGCAGGAGCCCCAGCAGUCAUCUCUACGCGACCUGCUACAAGACUCACAGCCAUUCAGUUCAGGGAAAGCCCCCACAAACGGUGGAAGUGAAGAGGAACUUUUAUCAACUGAACAGCAACUCCAACUCGUUCAGCUUCUUCUCAAAUCAACCACUGAACAGCAAAACCAGCAAACACAAAAUCCACAGUGUCUACCGAAUGAGUCCAUCCAACAUCUUCUCAGGCAGAUUAUAUCAGCACAAGUUGGCAGCUUCCAGAACAACGUUACCCAUGCCAAGCCCAGUAGUCCAGAGACUCCUGUCGUAGAGCUCAAAACUGCUGCCGAUGGUAGUCCAUUUAUAUCUAUCCCAACUUCUGUGUUGCUGAGCCAUAACGCUGCACCUGAAAAUGCAGAGGACAAAUCUAACACAAGAACUAGAGGGAAACAGAUUAGGAGCUAUUCUCACAAUCAGAUUGAGAAAAGAUACAGGGAUAAGAUUAGCAACAAAAUGAAUGAACUAAAGGAUGUGGUUUGUGGACCAGAGGCAAAGUUGCACAAAGAAACGGUUCUAAGAAAAGCAGUUGAUAAAAUUCGCCAUCUUGAGAAGGAAAACACUCGGUUGCGUCAGGAAGUUGACAAUCUCAGAAAAAUGCAACAGCAAACUGAUACCUUGUCACAGUUCAUUAGGCUUCAAUCCACCAACCUUAAGCCUGGGGACAAGGAUAUUCAACCAAGUUUGUCUGUCAAAAGAGAGCCGACCAGUGAUGAUACUCAACAAUUAUCAUCAUCAUCAUCAACUAGUUUAGGAGAUUCAAAUACCAGACAGCCCCCAGAGAUCAAGUCUGUUAUCUCAGAGGGCAUGCAGUGUGAUGGGUGUGCUCUGAAAGACAGAACUAGAGUCGCUCUGUGUUCAUUCCUCAUCAUUUUCCUGUUUUUUAGCCCACUGAACUUGCUAUUACCAAUGUCUAGAUCAGAGUCUAUGCUUCAUUCAGCAAGCUCAUACUUUAGACCUCAUGGCGGAAGCCGCACCUUGAGCUCGAUUGACACCAACUAUCAGACAUCAGCUAUGAUCUCUUGGGCAGUGAUCAUGGGUCUAAAGUGGUUUGUCAAUAUCAUCCUGGUGAUCGGGGUGCUUGUCAGAAUCUUUGUAUUUGGUGAGCCUGUGACAAGGCCAAACUCUGAGAGAGCCACUCUUUUCUGGAGGCAUAAGAACAAGGCUGACAUUGCGCUGUCACAGGGUAGUAACCUUGUAGCAGCAGAGCAUCUUGAGGUGUGUCUACGAGUUCUUGGCCGUCCAACACCGCACACUAAACUGGAUGUAUUUUGUGGUGUGGUCUGGCAUUGUUUACGGCAUGCACUGCAUCGGCUGGGUGUCGGCAGGCGCCUUGCCUCAUCUGGUCUUCAAGUGCUCUUCCGGCAGAUUAACCAGGAUAUUCACUGUGAAUAUGACAAAUUGAAUGCACAGGCUGCUGCUGUUGUCUGCCAAAGACUUUUACAGAUGCAUUUGACGGGUGAUGCCCCAAGGAGUUACUGGCGUGCUUGCUUUCUAGGGUUGUCGGCAAUAAAUCUUGCUGAGAAUGCUGGUAAUUAUGUCAGCACACAGCUCAAGUCUCAGAUGUAUGUGACUACAGCUAUGCAGCUACAGCAGGAGCUACCAAACAGUCUCUGCUUUUUAUCGCGUUAUUUCCUGAUGCGAGCAAGGGAUACUUAUAGUGAAGCAGGAUCUGUUGCCGACCCUGCCAUGCAAUGGUUGUUCCACCCUCUAGGACACGAGUUCAUUGUCAACUGCAAGCUGCCUUGCAGAGAAGGCCAGGCCAUGUGGGCCUCUGUAACUAACAAAGCAAACCCUAUCGAAAACAUCUCUCAAAAAUUCAAAGAAUCAUUGCUUGAGGAUAUCUUCGCUGGCCUCGCCUUCCCUUGCUCUGGCCAUCUGUCCUCAAAUAAAGACCAGCCAUUAUCUUGGCAUGGUCCAGAAUCUGAGCUUCAUCUCCUUCACGAGUGCUGUCGCAGUGCCCCACUCAAGAGUAAGAGGUCUCUUGCCAAGGUUUGGGGCCUUUCAAAGGGAGAAGACUCCCCUUCAAGCAUGGGGGGCUGCUCUGUAGAUGUCCUGAUGAGUAGCAUCGCUGAUGGGUGUGAUCAUGGCAGGGACGAGAUAGCCGAGUGGUGGGCUGCUUUGGGAUUGGUGGCACUUCACUGGCUAAGGGGUGAAGAAGAGGCCGCCAAGAGUUUUUACAGCACUGUAGACCAUUUGCCAAAAUCUUUAUUACUCUCCGAGAAUCCUAUCCCAAAAGCCCUUUUCCAGGCAUUUAAUGCUAGAAGAAUUAUAUUGCAUGCAGAAAGCCUUACAAGGGAGAGGCUCAAAGAAUCAGGAAAACUGUGUGAUAAAGCUAGCGUUUACCUUAUGCAAAGUAUUGAGCUGGCUUCACUUCAUCAUAGUUUGAAUGCCGAAAACUCCUUUGGAAUGGAGAAAGACACCAGGUUAGUUCAAGGAGAGGGCACUAGACAGGGCUCCCUUCAUUCAGCCAAUAGAAUGCAAGAGCUUGCUCAGCUUCUGUGCUGUGAUUGGUUGUUGGCGACACGCACAGACAUCUGGGAAAUCAGCCUCGACAUCGUGUCUCGCCGAAGCUGUUUGGGGCUGACUGGGUUCCAGCACGACCUUGAAAGCUUGAGGACGAUUGCGCACGUGCAAAAGGCUGCUUUGCCUAGGGUUUAUCUUUACGAGGCUGUGGCACGACUCGUGACCGACGCAAACCCGGCCCGGACCCUGCAGCUACUACAGCGCGCGGGAACGAGGCAGGCAUUCAACCAAUCAGCGUGCGGUGCCUUACGUAAUGAUUGCGUGACAGGCGAGCGUGAGCGUGCUAUUGCGUUACUGAUGGCAUGUCGUCACCUUCCCACUCCCUAUCUGUCUGCCCCAGGCCAGCGCAAAGGCAUGCUUCUGGAGGCGGCAAGCUGCCUGGAGAAGAUGUGCGACAAGCGGACGCUGAAGCGCUGCAAACAAAUCCUGCUCAGUCUAAAAGAGUAGUCUCGGUAAAUACUUGGCCAUCUUGACAUUGGAAACCAAUUAAAACCAAUAAGGAUACAAAAUGUAUCUAUCUGAUUGACACAAGGCUCACUAGUCUAUCAGAUGGACUAAAAGACCGAUUUAGACAGCACGAUUUAGUCGUAUGCGACCUGUCGACGACAUAUUUUAGCUACGACUUUUGUAGUCGAGCAUCGUAGCUGACUUACACUCCACGACUGACUCCACGAUUGAAGUUGUAGAGGUGUCGCAUACAACUAAAUCGCGCUGUCUACUUAUAGCUAUGAAGCUCGUGUGAUCUUGAUAAGCCAACUUUAUUAUUAACGUGGCCGCGAUAGCGCGCGUCAAUAUGAAAAAGCUUGGUAUCUCACGCUUUUCACGGAAAAGGGUCUUUAUUUUUUCCAAUGGAAAAUUAUGUUGUAGUCGUUAGGAUUUUAUAAUGAAAAAUGUUAUACUUCUUUGUUAUAAUAUCAAAGGAAACCCGGUUUGAUUUGCGUAAGAAACAAAGCCGCAUCAACAUGAAAAUUUUAAAACACUUCAACGCUCAGUUUAAAAAUUUAAAUUCUCGUUUUAACGACUCUUGUUGGCUUCACACCCAUUGCGAAUAAAUGAAUUCUUGGAACUAUUUGCAAAUAAAAUAUUCUUUCGUAAA
Messenger RNA from Nematostella vectensis (starlet sea anemone), 4189 nucleotides. RefSeq names its product sterol regulatory element-binding protein 1. The transcript has 13 exons. Gene Ontology annotation, cellular component: nucleus. The record is from RefSeq and is a predicted model, not a curated record. Gene Ontology annotation, biological process: regulation of transcription by RNA polymerase II. The coding region runs from base 340 to 3540 and encodes 1066 amino acids. Gene Ontology annotation, molecular function: protein dimerization activity; DNA-binding transcription factor activity, RNA polymerase II-specific; RNA polymerase II cis-regulatory region sequence-specific DNA binding. Lineage: Eukaryota; Metazoa; Cnidaria; Anthozoa; Actiniaria; Edwardsiidae.